GAGCCGCGGCAACGGCUGGUUGCUGCGGCAACGGCUCCCAGCGGGCUGAGGCGGCGACGGUGAGGGAGCGUUGGACGCAGGCGGGGACGCUGUUGGGGCAGUGCCCCGCGGGAGAAGGCAGGGCCUGAAGGGAGGCACCGACCCGGGGAGUGGGUGCUGAGCCCACCUCGGGGACAGGACCUGCAAGCGGCCGCGCUGGGGGGCGUUGGGCGAGUGCAGAGAGGGCCAGGGCCCAAGGCUGCGCCCCGGCUCCUCACCCUCGGUGUCGGGUCGGGUAUCGCCGAAGUGGCAGCUGCGAGCUUCACUCCGUCCUUCACCCGAACCCAGGCUUCUGCUGCUGAGGGAUUCGAUUUCUGUGCGCCACGUAGGUGAACUGAGCGCUACUUAAGCAAGUUAGGAAAACGCCUGCAAGAUUUGGGUUGCGCCAGCCGCCUUUCUUCUCUGAUGACACUGGCUCCGGUACACUGCACUUAGCGAUAACAACCUGGGCUGCUGGCGAUAGUGCGGUUACUGUUUCACACAACAGCAGUGUACAUUAAUGUGUGCUGCCUUACCACGCAGCGUUAAAACAACAUGUCCUCAUGGUCACAAUCCUCCUCCUCUUUACCUGUGUCCAACUGCACUGAUCCUUUAUUGGACUUUGAUCUUCAGGAGAAGUUUCUUCUUCCUCAUGCUGCUGAGUUAAACAAUAAAAAUGUUUACACUUUGAUGCAGAACUUAAGUGAAAAUGAAACCCAAAAUACUAAUCUAAGGAGAAAACUGCUUGAAAGGGAGAACCACAUUAAAGAACUUUCAUCCAAGCUUCAGCUUGAAAAAGUCAAUGUACAGAAACAAGACCAGUUGUCAAGAUCACUAAAGGCAGUACAAACUCACCUGCAAUGCCAGAUUCAAAGAAAAGAAGUGAAAAAUAAGGAAUUAAAAGCAAAAAUACAGGCUCUAGAAAAGAAAAUAGCAGAGUGGAAACUUCGAGUUGGUGAAUGCAAACACCAGAUGUUAGUGAUGAGGGAAACAAGCGAGCAAAAAAAGACUACUCUGAAGAAAGUAAUCAAAUCCCAGAAGCAAAGAGCUGAACACCUUGGAAAAAUGGUGGAAAAUUUAAUCUCCACCAUAAAAGAACGUGAAAUCAGGCUCUCUGAGAUACUAUCAGCUUCUGAUGUUUGGAAAAACCAGCACAAAAGAAUAGUUGAAGAAAUUACAAGUUUAAACGUUCAAACACAAGAUCUUAAGAAGCAGGUCACAAACCUUUUUGAAAACCUGAAAAGAGAAGAGGAAUGGAAAAGAAACUCAGAUGAGGAACUUAUUGGAAAACUAAAUUCUCUUACUGCUGAAAAUGAAAGUAUUUACCUUGAAAAUGAAAAAUUAAAGGCUUGCCUUGUUACAUUGGAAAACAAUACUGCUUCUGUUGAAAAUGAGCUGCUAGAUCUGCGAGAAAAGGCAAAGUGGCAGGAAAACCUUGUUCAACAGUAUAAAAAUCAGGUACAAAAAUUACAAACAGCAGUAGAAGAACUGAGAUCUAGAUAUGAAACAGUCUUAAAUGAAAACAAAAUAAUAACAGCAAACAAAUGCUUAGGAGUAAAUAAGGUGAGGGUCAAAACAGAGACUGAGUUAGAGGAGUCAGAACAUGCUUGUGACUUGCUGAAAGAAGCUGAGGAAAAGCAGCAAGGAUAUCAGGAAAAGUUCACCUACUGGGAAAGGACCUGUGCACAACAAAGCAAAAUCCUUAAGGAGCUGCAGGUUCAGGUCUCUUCAACUAGAAAGAAUUUGUCAUUUUCACAAGAGGAAGAUGGUAUAACUUCUGUGGGCAGUCACUCUUUAGAGGAAGAAAACCAUAACAUUCAGAAGAAAUAUGAAGAUCUUAAAAGGCAAUUAGAAAAGAUGGACUUUCAAAAUGAAGAACUUGCUCGCCAGCUCAGAAAAGAAGAUGAGUGCCUUCAAUGCAGUAAAUUGCAGCUUGAAGAGAAAACUGCAGAGUAUAAUGUAUUAAUCAGACAACUGGAAUCUGCUUUGGAAGAUGGGAGAAAAAUGGUAGCUGAAGAACUGGAAAAGAUGUCAUACAAAGAACAAACCCUUCAGACAAAAAUGCUGAUUCUUGAAACUGAAGUGAGAAAGGCGCAAGAAGAGAAAAAAGAACUUCUCCGCCUAUUUAAUCGUAAUGAAAAGCACCAUGAAGUACAUCUGAAAGAGUUGGAAAACAACCUACAGAAUUCAGAGAACAAGAACCAGAGCAUGCAGAAUUAUGUGCAGUUUCUGAAAGCUACAUACAUUACAAUGUUUGGCUGAAUCUUUUUUUUUUUCUCUCUCAUAAAAUAGUUGUCAAGAUUUAUCUCUUACUGUUAUUGGAGGCAAGGCUGCUGAGGACUUACAGUAUUCUACAAGAUCAAGUUCCAUAAUGACAGUUCUCCCUCAGGAAAAUUCCUGUUGUAGGCAGGGAGAUGCAGGUCAGUGAUACUGUAUAUCCUACUGGCUGGUCACAUACAGACAAUUUGCCUGGUAUUACUGAUAUAAAGAAUUGUAUUAUUCAUGGGACAGAAGUGAAAAGGCAGACUGCUUGACCAUAGUGAUAGUUAUGUGUGGGAUAUGCAUAUAAAGUUGUAAAUUGGCCUGUGAAUUUUACUGUGUUAGGUCUUGCACUAUAAAAUCUUACAAGCAUCUCUUUUAAAAGUCCACAGCAGAUGCAGAUGAUCACAGGUUACCUUUCAGUUUGCCUGGGGAAAGACAACAUCUAUGGACUCGUGGCAUAGUAACUUAUGUAUUUUAAUUUUUAAUAGUUAUAUAAUAUUUGUCAUUUUCUUUCUGUUACUGUAGAAAUCUAGUUGCCCAAGAUAAUGAUAUCUAUCCUAUUAAGAUAGGCAACAAUAUAGAGAGCAUUGGGUUCCCUUCCUUUAUUUCCCCUGUAGCUCAGCAGCAAUAGAGCCCUCACUGCUACACUGCAUGAAAUCGUUACCACCACCAGGCUGUCUCAUCCAGCCUUUUUUCCCUACAGCCUGCUCUGAACAGCAGUAUACUAUAGUAAUGUUUUGCAAAUGUAAGUAGGAAAAUAUUUAUAUAUAUAUUUAUGGUUUAAGCUCUGAAUGUGUCAACAUACAUAUUUUCAUGGUGACAUAGGUAUUCAAGUAUUUACCUGAGUAAAAGAGCUGCUUUUCACUGAGGCAAGACUGGUUUUAUGCCUCAGGUUAAACAGAUCUAAAUAUUCAGCUGGUACAAGAUGAAUACAAAAAACACUUCCAAUUGAGAAACUGUUUGUUUUUAUAGAUGUAUGCUGUGGUAUGUUAUAUGAAAAAGUAAUACAUUCAGACAAACAUAUGUAAUUUAGAAUUUGUAUUGAAAUAAUAUCUAUUUUUUUGACUGAAAACAUAGGUUAGCUCAAGCACAGAUGACAUCUGCUUGUUUAAGCAUAGCAUUUGAUUAUUACUUAUUUAUGAUGUGUUUUUUAUUUUCCUUUUUGUUGUUGUGUUUCCCAAAUGCUUAUCCAUCCCAACAAACACUGCUAUGAGCUAAUGCUCUGCUUGUGUGUUCUUUUAAAAAAUAAAAUUAUAAUUUAUUAUAUAGAA
Molecule: messenger RNA, 3551 nt
Organism: Pogoniulus pusillus (Red-fronted tinkerbird)
Lineage: Eukaryota; Metazoa; Chordata; Aves; Piciformes; Lybiidae
Gene: ODF2L
Product: outer dense fiber of sperm tails 2 like
Exons: 14
Coding region: 574-2280 (568 amino acids)
Biological process (GO): negative regulation of cilium assembly
Cellular component (GO): centrosome; ciliary basal body
Source: RefSeq, a predicted model, not a curated record